AUCAUUGCCAGUGCACGCACUAUGUACUACUGACCGGAGUCAACGUUCAACUGUGGGCGCAACGAGACGAUUCUUCUAUGUCUCUUGGAUGAGUGUUACUGGCAUUAUUCAGCAGGUCGUAAAUAGGUUGUAUAUCGUGUUUUACAGGUGUGCUAUGCCUGGCUAUGUAUCCACGGACAUUAUCCAGCGCAGCAGUGUCGAGACUGCUCCGUCGACUUCCACGUUCCACUUAGCAAUUGCAAGUUGUCCCAAAAGCUGUGAAAGCUCGUUUCCACUCAUUUCAGCUGAGGCCUCAGGCUUGGUUUAUAUUCCUGCGUCAUUCGAAAUUCCAGAUUGGUCGUCUCUGACGUGUGCGGUACGGCUACUGGCACAUCCUCUCACGUCUACCACGUACACGCUGUUUGUUCUUUGAACAAAAAUGACUGUCUCUACAUUCUCAGCGGCAGUGCAUAUUACUCCAACCGUCAUCAAGACCCUCUACACUCAUGGAAAACGGAAAGCGAAAAAGCUGAAGAAUGGAGAUGAGAAAGAAGAGGCCACUGAUGACAUUUUCUUUGACGAAGCAUUUCACAUCGUUCAAUCCUUCAUUCUUCUUGGAACAAAGAACACUGUGGAAUCUCUCCAAGCAUUUACAAAUACUCAUGUGCCUGCUCCACCUUGGACUGCUGUUAUCCCUGUGCGUGUCCCGUUGCAUUCAUGCAACCAGGCGGCAGACCUCUUGAUACAAUGGUUUGGACCCGAAGACCUCAAACGAGUUGUUGGAGGUGAAAGAUGGUGGCAAGUCCGUGGUUUAGACGGUAUCGAUGCUGAGUGGAUUGCUGAGAAGUCGCACUUGCGACCCGAGAGUGUUCACAUAGAUGCUGGGAGGAGGUACAGUGAAGAGGAAAGACUUCUAAUGUCGAUGGAGCAAUUAGAGACCACGAUGCUUUACAUUCAUGGAGGCGGAUACUAUUGGGGGUCCAUCAAUACACAUCGUUAUCAAAUCAUCAAAUACGCGCAUAAAACUCGGGGGCGUGCGUUUACCGUCAACUAUCGGAAGGCACCACAAUACCCAUGGCCAUGCCCCCUACAUGAUGUCCUCGCAGCAUAUCUCUACUUGAUUCAGCCACCUCAUGAUGCUGCCCAUAAACCCAUUCCUCCUUCAAAAAUCGUCUUCGCCGGCGAUUCGGCAGGUGGCGCACUAUGUCUCACAAUGCUCACUGUACUGCGAGAUCUGGGUCAACCGUUACCAGCGGGAGCGGUGCUCAUCAGCCCAUGGGUAGAUCUAACACACAGUUUUCCUAGUAUUCAUACAAACACGGCUACGGAUAUCAUACCUCCUCAUGAAUUCAUGAACAAACCCUCUGUAUUGUGGCCGGUGGAUCCAAUCAAGGAAGGCGGUCGCGUCGCCUGUGCACACUCCGAUUCACUGCUGAAGCCAUGUCGUGCGGAUAUUCCUGGUUACGAUAGUCAUGUUACAAGACACACUGCCCAGGUUCUGCCCACUGACGCUGAGAAGAAAUCUGAUUCUACGCCUGUUGGUUCCAAGCACCAAUUAUCAAGCAAUUCUACAUCAAGCAUUCCCCUGAAAUCCCAGCAAAAAUCAUCAUUUUUCGAUGGAGGGAAGUGUGAUUUCACUGGCAGAUGCCACGGCCUAACCUGGGACCAAAACAGAAACGGAAGUAAUAUGAUACCUAUGGAUGAGCUUGCUGUGAACAGGAGUUCGGUGUCAAUUCCUGAUCUAGAUGACAUUGAUUUUUGGCAGCCUAAGCCCCCGAAGGUGCUCAUGAAAAAUCCUGGAGAUGUUCCACUGGAAAUACGGUCGCAGAUACAGCACUAUGCUAUGACAGAGCAAUUGUCGCAUCCUCUAGUCUCACCUAUUCUUCAAGCCUCCUUAGGCAACCUCUGCCCGUUGUAUAUUUUGGCAGGCGAUGGAGAAGUGCUUCGCGACGAAAUAAUAUAUUUGGCGCACAAGGCAGCCAAUCCAGCUGAGUACCCUGUACGGGAGGGUGUAAUUAGAGACGGAUUGAGGCAGAAAGAGAAUGCGCAUAAAUUUUCUACGCCCACCAAAGUCCGUCUGCAAGUGUAUGAUGGAAUGUGUCAUGUUUUGACAGUCUUCACCUUCACCAGCAGUGCUGACUAUGCUUACAAUUCUAUUGCGGAAUUUGCGAAACAUGUCACUCAACGUUCGGGAGAGUACCUUGACCGAAAUCCGUUUCCCGUUCCACAGCCGAUGCCCGGGUCUGAUGUACCAUCGUGCGCCAUGAAUGACCGAUCGGGAGACAUAUUGAUGAUUCGUGAACGUGUAGACAUCCACGGUCGAGUUCGCUCCAUGGAACCGAAAGAGGAUAUUACAGCUCUACAAAUGAGGCCAUCAGAGAUUGGCAUCAUCAAGGAAGAGACUCUUUUCAAGUGGCUGGAAGGCCAAGAGGAGUGGGACAGGCGUUUCAAGUAUUGCGCAACCAAGGUUAUGAAGAACAGGAAAACAAUUGAAGCGAAUGCCAAGUCGAUUAUUAAGAAAGCAAGGCAACGAGGCCUCUCGCUGGCGGGAGAGAGCGAUGAUUUUGUUGAGAUGCCAAUAGUCGAGAGAUCGAAUGCUGUGUAUGGGGCUAUUCAAGAGGAUAGAAGAUGGGGGCCAUUAGACCUAGUGGACGAACAGCCACCACCUACAGCGAUUGCUGCAAGACGAGACACACGAGAAGCGCUUGCUCUGCUUAAGAAGAGCAUUUAUCACACGGCACCAGCAACCCACAAGACUAUUCCGAGAGUGAAAACAGUGGACGUUAUUCUCGCUGCUUUUGAUCCCAAUGAUGUCCCAUUCCGACAUCCUAGACAGUCGGUUUCAGAGCAGCAGGUGCGAACUGGAAUGCGAUAUAUUCACGGUAUGCGAAUGUGGCAGUUCAUUGUGAGUCGCUCUGGGCGUAAGGUUGCCGUGGAAGCUGUGGAAGACACGCGCCGCGUAGGAGAUGCACUUAUGGAGACUGGCGAUAAGGCUGCUAGUAAUGUGAACUUAGCCGCAGUAGGCAGCUGAGAAGAGUGCAGGGUUUGAUGAUCGUGUUGAGUAAUUAUUAACAGCGGACGUUUGUACUGGUCUGUAAAGACUUAUCGGAACUACAUAGAGGGACAACACAUGUUCGC
Suillus fuscotomentosus is the source of this 3117-nucleotide messenger RNA. RefSeq names its product alpha beta-hydrolase. The coding region runs from base 419 to 3010 and encodes 863 amino acids. NCBI's taxonomy places the organism in Eukaryota, Fungi, Basidiomycota, Agaricomycetes, Boletales, Suillaceae. The record is from RefSeq and is a predicted model, not a curated record. The transcript has 16 exons. Gene Ontology annotation, molecular function: hydrolase activity.